Molecule: messenger RNA, 1607 nt
Organism: Ornithodoros turicata
Lineage: Eukaryota; Metazoa; Arthropoda; Arachnida; Ixodida; Argasidae
Product: QRFP-like peptide receptor
Exons: 6
Coding region: 171-1607 (478 amino acids)
Biological process (GO): neuropeptide signaling pathway
Cellular component (GO): plasma membrane
Molecular function (GO): neuropeptide receptor activity
Source: RefSeq, a predicted model, not a curated record
ACAACAGCCUCAAUUGUUUUUCUUUUCUUGUUAUUUUUUAAUGCUCAGUUCUCGGCAGCUACAAUAUCGCUCCGAUGAAGAAUAAAGCAGUUUGUUCUCAAAACACUUGCGGUUGACAAGUUUCUCCGCAAACUUUGAACCCAUACUGGAAUCGGAAGAGAAUCCCGGCCAUGGAGGAUAUCACGGAGCUGAAUUGCUCGGAAACUUUUUGGGAGCCUCUCAUUUUCAACUUCAACUUUAGCAACUCUUCGUUUGUUAGCAUAGACGACUUGGACUCCUUGUUCACUUGGAAGUUAUACGUCAAGACGACGGUGUAUCUGGUGACUAUCAUUGCAGCCCUGGUGGGCAAUUUGGGUGUCAUUGUGACGGUGGUUACCAACAGAGUGAUGCGGACUACCAUUAACUAUUACCUGCUCAACCUCGCCGUCGCGGACGCGCUGAUUUGUAUAUUUUGUAUGUGGGUGCACUUCGUAAACAGCUUCUCUAACACGUACGUGCUGGGAUCCUUUAUGUGCCGCGUCGAAGGAUUCGCCAAAAUGACCUGCGUCACAUCGAGUGUCCUGACGUUGUCGGCUAUUUCAUGCGACCGUUUCAUCGCCAUCAUGUUCCCGCUCCAAGCGCACGUGCGCGUCACAAAGCAGCGGACCAGCGCCGUCAUUGCCACCAUCUGGCUCUUCUCUGUAGCCAUCUCUGUGCCUUUGAUCGUCUACUCAAGGCUGUACACAGUCUCUUGGAGCCCAGAAGAGUCGGUGAGCUAUUGUGGGUGGUCGUGGCCCAGCGAGGUAACUAUAGACGUCACCGGAGAAUGCUCCAAGACGUCGCAGACACGAAAGCUCUACUAUCUGUUGGUCACCGUGACGCUCUUCUUCCUUCCCGUGGCCAUUAUGCUAACAGCUUACUCUCUGAUCGUCUGGCGCCUCUGGAUCACGCAGAUGCCCGGAGAACGCAACGCAGCGAACAUCAGCGCUCAGUGCAGAGCUAAAAAGAAGGUCGUUAAAAUGGUGUGCACAGUCCUGGUGGCAUUCGUUAUCUGCUGGAUGCCACUCCAAGUCAUCGUCCUGUAUUCACAGUUUGGAAAUUCAAAGCAGCGAGAUAAUGAGAUGCCCAGCUGGUUUGACGAAGCUUCGUCCGUGGCAACCUACAUAGCCUACUCAAACAGCCUCCUGAAUCCCAUCAUCUAUGGUGGAUUCAACAACAACUUCAGAAAUGGGCUCUGCACCGUGCUUCAUUGCUACCUUCGAAAAAGGCCGUCUCAGCAACCACGCCCUAGUCUUCACUCUGUCCAGAUGCACAAGUUCCACAGCGGAAUACAGUGCUCAAAGCUCAACAGUAACGGCUACAGGAACAGCAGCGGAGGUGCUGCCAACAAGCCAAGGCAACACCCCAUCCUUCGUAGCUCCACCAGCUGCCCCGGUCGGCAAUGGUCCAUCCGAAGACUGGUCUACUCGAGUAAGGUCCCGGAAGACGCGUCCAGGAGCCAGCUCCCAGAUAUCCACACAGGAUACCCUUCCUCGAAGUGCUCUAUCUGCAGGGACGCUGCAAACCGGUCGAGAGACAGCACAGCAGUCUGCAUCGCUAGUAACGGCGAAAAACCAGGCUGCCCGUAG